UUGCUCCGGACUGUCAGUGAAAAUGUUGGAGUCCUUGUCGUCGGUCCAGCAAUUAGAUUUAGCUCCAAAAUGAGCGUUUCAACCCGUUUAAAGUUUAACAAAAUUUCGUUCAAUGCUCGCAAAGUUUGUUUUACCCUCUUCGUGACUUUAAUGUUUGGUAUUCAAGAAGGCAGCUGGAAUGAUUUGGUGUUUGUUCCUUGUUUAUUCAGUUGCGGCAGUUAAAUGGGAUGCGCCUGCGCCCUACGACCCGGUGUGGUUAGCCAGUGUCCAAAGCCACGGCCCGGUGCCAUCUGUCAACGAGACUCGGCUGUGGGGCUGGGUGAACAACCAUGACGUACAGUUUAGAUUGUUUACGAGACGGAACCCGUAUGAAUUUCAACUUCUGAAAGCGAAUGAUUCAUCAAUGCUGCGCGAAUCCAACUUCAACUUUAAUAACAAGGUGAAAGUUCUGGCGCACGGCUGGCUCAAUCACGGCGACGGUCCUAUGCCGGAAUCCAUUAAAGAAGCAUACCUAAAUGUGAGUGAUCUAAACAUUAUCGUCGUAGACUGGGGUACCGCGGCUAAUGUGAACUACAUAUUAGCCAGCUACAACGUAGCCUUAGUUGGAAGAUUACUCACAGAAUUUCUCAAUUUCCUCAUAAGUGAAGGCGUGUCAAUGGACAAUGUACAUCUUAUAGGACACAGUUUGGGAGCUCACGUUGUGGGUAUAGCAGGUGCUUAUGUCAAAGAAGGACCAAUAGAUACUAUAACAGGGUUAGAUCCAGCUUUACCACUGUUCACACUGGGCAAUAAAGAUGCACGUCUAGACAAGCACGAUGCGAGACAUGUUGAAGUUAUCCACACUUGCGGAGGUUAUCUAGGUUUCGCAGCGCCUCUGGGACACAUUGACUUCUACCCGAACGGUGGCACUCGCCAGCCUGGAUGUGGCAUUGAUUAUAGAGGCUUAUGUGCCCAUAACAGGGCCCACAUGUUUUUCGCGGAGUCGAUAAUAUCGGACGUGCCUUUCACCGCCGUCCGCUGCAAGGAUUACGAUGAGCUUUACUACGAGAGGUCCUGUAGAGGCACAGGCGAGAAGUUGAUCAUGGGCGGCUUUGAUAUACAUUACGGGAAAGACGGAAUUUACUACCUAAAGACUAGCGCUGAGAAACCUUACGCCUUAGGGGACGUAGCCCCGUGAGAAUUAACUCUUCAGGCUACUGUUUCUUCGAAACUGGAAGACCAAAAACAUAAUUAUACAUCAUACAUACAACAUAAGGUUAUGAAGUGACGUAGCGGGCCUCAAAUCAAAAUUAGUUGGGGGCGCAAUUAAUGAAGGGUAAAAAUUUCUCACAAAAGAAACAACAAUGCUCACAUAAAAUAAAUAUGACAAUGAUUUAACCUAUGUAGGAUGUUUGCUACUUUUGGGCGCACUUUUAUCUUUUUAUUCUUUACAAGUUAGCCCUUGACUACAAUCUCACCUGGUGGUAAGUGAUGAUACAAUAUAAGAUGAAAACGGGCUAACUUGUCAGCAGGAGGAUGAAAAUCCACACCCCUUUCGGUUUCUGCACGCCAUCGUACCGGAACGCCAAAUCGCUAGUCACGGUCGAAGCCAUGCACCAGCCAGACCGGGACCAAUUAAGACAUCCUUAAUCGGUCCAGCCGGGGAUCGAAUCCAGGACCUCUGUGUUGUAAAUACACUGCGCAUACCA
Messenger RNA from Bicyclus anynana (squinting bush brown), 1688 nucleotides. RefSeq names its product pancreatic lipase-related protein 2-like. The record is from RefSeq and is a predicted model, not a curated record. Gene Ontology annotation, molecular function: triacylglycerol lipase activity. The coding region runs from base 179 to 1177 and encodes 332 amino acids. The transcript has 7 exons. Gene Ontology annotation, biological process: lipid metabolic process. NCBI's taxonomy places the organism in Eukaryota, Metazoa, Arthropoda, Insecta, Lepidoptera, Nymphalidae.